UGCCGGGACGGGGAGCCAGGCUUCCUAGUUAGCCGGGUCACUGACUCCUCCGCGCUUUCCUCGUGCGCCUGCAGCCCUUGGUUCUUGGAAACGCCGGCGCCUUGUUCAGGGCUGGUGGGGCUGGGGCGCAAGGUGCAGCUGACAAUGCCCGAGAGGAGCCGCAGCCUCUGGUGGAGUUCGGUCGGGUGUGGGGGUAGUCAGGGAAAGAAGCAAAGGGAAUACCUCCUCUGAAAAAUGGCAGAAGCAGUUUUCCAUGCCCCAAAGAGGAAAAGAAGAGUGUAUGAGACUUACGAGUCUCCAUUGCCAAUCCCUUUUGGUCAGGACCAUGGUCCUCUGAAAGAGUUCAAGAUAUUCCAUGCUGAAAUGAUUAACAACAAUGUGAUUGUGAGGAAUGCAGAGGACAUUGAGCAGCUCUAUGGGAAAGGUUAUUUUGGAAAAGGUAUUCUUUCAAGAAGCCGUCCAAGCUUCACAAUUUCAGAUCCUAAACUGGUUGCUAAAUGGAAAGAUAUGAAGACAAACAUGCCUAUCAUCACAUCAAAGAGGUAUCAGCAUAGUGUUGAGUGGGCAGCAGAGCUGAUGCAUAGACAGGGGCAGGAUGAGAGUACAGUGCACAGAAUCCUCAAGGAUUACACGAAACCGCUUGAGCAUCCUCCUGUGAAAAGGAAUGAAGAGGCUCAAGUGCAUGACGAGCUUAACUCUGGAAUGGUUUCCAACAUGGAAGGCCCAGCAGGGGGAGAGAGGCCUUCUGUGGUAAACGGGGACUCUGGAAAGUCAGGUGGUGUGGGUGAUCCCCGUGAGCCAUUAGGCUGCCUGCAGGAGGGCUCUGGCUGCCACCCAACAACAGAGAGCCUUGAGAAAAGCGUGCGAGAGGACGCCUCACCUCUGCCCCACGUCUUUUGCUGCAAACAAGAUGCUCUCAUCCUCCAGCGUGGCCUUCAUCAUGAAGACGGCAGGCAGCACAUCGGCCUCCUGCAUCCUGGGGACAGAGGGCCUGACCAUGAGUACGUGCUGGUCGAGGAAGCGGAGUGUGCCAUGAGCGAGAGGGAGGCUGCCCCAAAUGAGGAAUUGGUGCGAAGAAACAGAUUAAUAUGCAGAAGAAAUCCAUAUAGGAUCUUUGAGUAUUUGCAACUCAGCCUAGAAGAGGCCUUUUUCUUGGUCUAUGCUCUGGGAUGUUUAAGUAUUUACUAUGAGAAGGAGCCUUUAACGAUAGUGAAGCUCUGGAAAGCUUUCACGGUAGUUCAGCCCACGUUCAGAACCACCUACAUGGCCUACCAUUACUUUCGAAGCAAGGGCUGGGUGCCCAAAGUGGGACUCAAGUACGGGACAGAUUUAUUGCUAUAUCGGAAAGGCCCUCCAUUUUACCAUGCAAGUUAUUCUGUCAUUAUUGAGCUAGUUGAUGACCAUUUUGAAGGCUCUCUCCGCAGGCCUCUCAGUUGGAAGUCCCUGGCUGCCUUGAGCAGAGUUUCCGUUAAUGUCUCUAAGGAACUUAUGCUGUGCUAUUUGAUUAAACCCUCUACUAUGACUGACAAGGAAAUGGAGUCACCAGAAUGUAUGAAAAGGAUUAAAGUUCAGGUAGCCUGUGACCCCCUGGCCAGGCCAGGACUUCUCACAGGUCUCAUUCCCAGAGACCAGAGGUGUCCCUGUUGCCUUGUUCCUGCUUCUGGGCUUCUGUAUUGAACCAAGGCGCCUCCUGUCAUCUUGGCUUGUUUCUCUCCGGUCUGGCCGAGUUGUCUAGUGUGUGUCCGUGUUUCUGCAUUGCCUCCCUCUGCGUGUAGAGCCUUAACGUUGCCAUGGCUCCUCCCAACAUCCAGUAUGUCUUUGUUGUCAUCCUGUCUUCUUUUCACACCACCCUGCCCCCUGCAGACCUGCUGUCGGUCUCCAGGGCCCCAGCACCUCUUCCCUUCAGUUGGUCCCACUUAUCUCCACUAGGCUAGUUUUUCAUAAAAUGCUCAUCAACCUCAUUUCUCCCUUCUCAGUAGCUGGCCCAGUUACAGCAAUGCCAUCACAGACCUAGCUCUAAUGUAAAAUGCUAGCUUUCAUCCCGCCCACCUGUUUCUGAAAUGUGCUAGUAGAAUACCACAGCAGAGGCAAGCUUAGCUGUUAAAAUCUUUGCCUGGUGAAAGUAGAUACUAUAUGCUUGUAAGGUUUAUAUUGUUACAUUCAUUUUCUCCAGAUGUUUCUGUUCUAAAGGUGGGAACAGUAUCAUCAUUAUAUAGACCGCCCUUUGUGAAAUGCAGCUGUGGUGUCAGCUGUGGUGUCAGAAUGGUCUUACAUUUCUGUUUUAAGAAAUGGUCUUUUUUUUUUUAUUGGUUGCAGGAGGUGAUUCUGAGUCGAUGGGUUUCUUCACGAGAGAGGAGUGACCAAGAUGAUCUUUAACAAUUCAACCUCAAAUUUCUAAUUUCACUAACAACUAUUUAUUGAGGGCUAGGUAAAAAGUUCUUUUUGUUGUAAUCGUCCAUUAAUUUAUAAGUUUUAAAGGGCAUGGUGCUCCCAGCACCAGAAAACUAUCAGUGUUUUUAAAGAUAAAUUACACAAGGGAGGAGAAAGAUCCCUGUGCUAGGACUGCAGAUUCUAUACUUGCGUUGGCCUCUAACUCUCCAAUCCAGAGCCUCCUGCCUCUGGCGUCAGUCUGUGCCCUCAUCCACUCACUGGGGAGGUUGGACUAGAUGAGUCCUGAGAGGACACUUCCAACAAGAGACAUUUAUUCUCUGAUUUUACCUGAAAAUGGUAGUAGUUUACAUUUAUACAGUACAAUUUAUGAAGCACUUUCAUACACAGGCAUCUCUUACCUACAUCUAAGCUGUUCCCGAAAGAGUGUUACAGAACACAACAGUAUUGUACAAUAUUCGAUAAGCAUAUCUUCAUUGCACUUGUUAUAAAAAUGAGUGGUGAAAUAAAGUUUGGAGACAUAAUGAAAGCAAUUAACGUUUGGCAAAAUAUAAUAAAGCCUUUUUGUAAUUGGUGAGAAA
Molecule: messenger RNA, 2969 nt
Organism: Gorilla gorilla gorilla (western lowland gorilla)
Lineage: Eukaryota; Metazoa; Chordata; Mammalia; Primates; Hominidae
Gene: TSEN2
Product: tRNA splicing endonuclease subunit 2
Exons: 12
Coding region: 235-1677 (480 amino acids)
Biological process (GO): tRNA-type intron splice site recognition and cleavage; tRNA splicing, via endonucleolytic cleavage and ligation
Cellular component (GO): tRNA-intron endonuclease complex; cytoplasm
Molecular function (GO): tRNA-intron lyase activity; nucleic acid binding
Source: RefSeq, a predicted model, not a curated record